Danaus chrysippus (African queen) is the source of this 2829-nucleotide messenger RNA. The record is from the annotation of a GenBank genome assembly. NCBI's taxonomy places the organism in Eukaryota, Metazoa, Arthropoda, Insecta, Lepidoptera, Nymphalidae.
AUGCGCUGUGGCUACAUGAAUCGACUCAUAUAUGGAACUCCGAGGCGUUCAGAGAGAGAUUUGACUCGAGGUAGGGAAGUCCCCGUUAGGCUUUGCGGUCAGCAUAAUAUGGUUGUGUUCGCAAAACCCUUACAGAUGCAAGAAAUGAAGAGUGGAUGGUUGUUGGUGCGGUGUCGGCGGGUGCGUGUGGGUGCUGGCAGGGCAGCCGGGCGGGGCAGCUGUGCUUCUCGCCAUCACAGCGCCACCUCACCGAACAUACUAAUAACAUGUACAUUUUAUAAUGUGAUGUCGCUUCCCUACCCGAGUCAUUUCUGUGUUCUCUGUUCGUUCCAGUUCCCUUGUCCAAAGAAGAUGCAGAUCAACCUGACCGGUUUCCUGAACGGCAAGAACGCGCGUCUGUUUAUGGGCGAGCUGUGGGAACUACUGCUGAGUGCUCAGGCCAGCGAGAACGGGAUACCGGAGUCAUUCACGCAACAGAAGAAGGAGGAGAUUAAAAAGCGCAUGGAGGAGCAACAGAAGGAUAAGGAUAAGGAGAAGGAUCGUCGUCGGUCAAGGUCGAGGUCGAGAGACAGACGACGCUCCAGGGACCGACGUAGGUCACGAACACGCUCGAGAGAUCGAUCAACGGAUAGAAAACAUAGAAGCGGAGGCAGUCCUCGUCGUUCGAGAAGGCGCAGUAGGGACAAGAGCAGCCAGUCCAAGCCGUCGCAGGUUGACGACAUUAAACUACCAGAACCAAAAGAAAACGGAAAGUCACCGGAAAAGAAGGAAGAACCUGAAGUAAAGGAGGAAGUCAAUCACCAUCCUGAUGCUGAGUCAGCUAACGAACAAGCCAACGAUUCAGUCAAGGAAGAGAAAAAAGAUGAUGAACCUAAAUCAAGAUCUGCUUCGGCCGAUAAAACUAUUGUGGAAAAACGUGAAGACAAACCAGCUGAUAAAACUAGAAAUUCUUCAAGCGAACGUCGCUCUACAUCGGUUUCAUCGCGUGGAAGCGCUAAAAAGCGAUCAUCGCACAAAAAGCGGCAAUAUCGAUCCAAUCGUGAUUCAUCAACCAGUGUUAGCCCUAGACGUAGCUCUCGCAGGGAAAGGAGUAAAUCUCGCCACCGUAGUAGCAGACGACGUUCUAUAGAACGACGUGACAGAGAGAGAGAACGUGAGAGGGAAAGAGACAGAGAGAGAGAACGAAGACGAAGAGAGAGGGAGAGGAGGGAAAGAUCUCGUGACCGCCGUCGCUCCCGCUCCCGCCGCCGCUCUCGCUCCCGCCGUCGCUCGGGACGCUCCCGGGAUAGGCGAUCCCGGGACCGACGAUCACGGGAUAGGCGAUCCCGGGAUAGAUCUAGAGACAAAAGAUCAAGGGAUAGGACUGUGAAGGAUAGAAGAUCACGAGACAGGAAAUCCCGUGAGAGGAGAUCGAGCGAUCUGAUUAAAGAGCGUUUAGAAAAAUCCGUUUCUAUACCGCGUAAAGAAAAUAUUGAGAAGUUGCGUAAGAAGUCGCCGGAACGCGUUUCAAUACCGAGGGAGCGUUCCAAAGAGCACGUGUCCAGUUCUAGCAGGGAAUCAUCGGUGGCUAACGAUAAGAGUGUCGUACAAAAUGAGACUCAAGAUAAACCGCCUCAAUCAUCUGACGACGAGGAGCGAGAUGACUUCAUCCCUGUCCCCGUGCUACGAGAGUAUUCAAAGAGUCUAUCACGAACACCCUCGCCCUUCCUUAGGAAACAUGAAAUGGAAAACAAUAAGAAAUCCGACAGAUCCGGAGAUGACGCAUCCGGCAGGGAACAAAAUGAAGAGGAAGUUAAAGUCCAAGAAGUGAAGAAAUCAAAACGUAAAGGACGACAGUCAGAGUCGGAAAGCGAAAGCAGCGAGGGGCUCUCCAAAUCUAAGAAUAAAUCCAAGCUUAAGCGUAAAGAAAAGAGCACAUCAAAGAAGUCGAAAAAACCGAAAAAGGAAAGUUCUUCUAGCGACAGUGAAUCUGAAGACUCUUCUUCUAGUGAUUCCGAAGAAGAUAGAAAGAAGAAAGCAAAGAGGGCGGGCAAAAAGAAAGUGGGGAAGAAGUCUAGGAAGAAGAGGGCUAGGUCCUCUAGUUCUGAUUCAAGUUCUGAAGAGGAGGUGAAACAUAAGAGUUCUAAAAGUAAACAGAAGAACAUUCCAGAAGAAUCAGAUGCGGAUAAGAAAUCCAAGAAGAGGAGUAAAGAUGCCAGUCUACCACGAACCGAAAAAGGAGACGGUAAACCGAUUAAGUCCAAGAAAGUAGCCAAUUCCGAGGAUUCACGAGAUGAUAGUUCUGACAGCGAUGAAAAAUCUGCUAAAAAGAAAGCUAAACAUGACUCUACAUCUUCAGAAAAGGAAGUGAAGCGUAAGAAGGCUGAAAUGCUUAAAGAGAAGAUUGCUUCCCCUGAAAUAAUUAAACCAAGAAAGAGCGAUGAAAAAGGUUCUAAAGCUAAACAUGCAGAUGACGUGAAGCCCAAGAGCCGCGAAGAAACUGAAAAGAAAGCUAAAAAGAGAGAAAAAGAAGAUUCAUCAUCUGACAGUGAUCAGAUUUCAAAGAAGAAAGCUCGCAAGAAGGUUUCCGAUUCAGAAAGCGAUUCGGAAAGCGACGAACCUAAGAAAUCUAAGAAAGCUAAAAAGCAUAAGAAACAUUCAAAGAAGCAUAAGAAACACAAAAAGCACAAGAAAGCGUCCAAGCGUAAAGACGAUUCAUCAGACAGUGAUGAAGCGGAGGAGGAAGAGGAAGAAGAUGGUAAAGUAAAUAAUGAGGACUUGGAAAAAAAAUUACGAGAACGGGCUCUGAAAUCUAUGAAGAAACAAACUAGCGUCUCUGGCUCCGACUAA